Lottia gigantea (owl limpet) is the source of this 1088-nucleotide messenger RNA. RefSeq lists its product as hypothetical. Lineage: Eukaryota; Metazoa; Mollusca; Gastropoda; Lottiidae. Bases 109 to 642 code for a protein of 177 amino acids. The record is from RefSeq and is a predicted model, not a curated record. Gene Ontology annotation, molecular function: protein binding. The transcript has 6 exons.
GCCCCCAGUAAACACAGUAUAGCUUCAGCUUGUGCAAAUGGAGAUUUGUCGGGUGUAAAAUAUCUAGUAAAACAAGGUGAAGAUAUAAAUCAAAGAUCUAAUGAUGGCAUGACACCUUUAAGUAUUGCAGCUUUCUGGGGCUAUGCUGAUAUAGUGGAAUAUUUAUUAGAUAUUGGAGCAGAAAUCAAUAAAUGUAAUACUGGUAAUAAUUGGACACCAUUACACUGUGCAGCUUUUCAAGGUCAUGGCAAGGUGAUCAUGUAUUUAAUGAAACAUGGACCUGAUUUAUAUAUCAAAGAUAAACUGGGAAGAACACCUGUAGAUUUUGCUUCAGCCUUGGACUCAGUAUGGUCAUUCUUUGAAGUUUCAGGAUGCAAGAGAACUCCAAAAUCUGAAUUGAUUAAGUUGGAUAUUGUAAAGAAAGUUUCACAAUAUGAUUCUACUAUAACACAGUCACCUUCAGAACGAGUUCAUUUCUCACGUCCAGGCUCUGCCUAUAUCAUCAAGACACAAACCACAUUUCAAGAUCAUAAUAUGGUUACAGCUGCAAUGACUGGUGAUGUAUUAGCUGGUAUACCAGAAGACAAUUUCACACCACCAUCUUAUCAAUAUCAGCCUGGUUUAUCAGUUUUAAAUAAUUAAUACCCUUUCUUGUGGAGUGUGGUAAUAUUGGAGACAAUAUUAUUUAGUUUGAUCACGGAAAAUAAAGGAUAUGGAACUUGGUCUAUCAAUAAUAAUUUAUCAUCAAUAUGUUAACCAAAUCUUCCCUUGCGUACGAUAUAUAAAUACACCUUCCAUACGAAACUUCGCAUCUUGCCUAUCUUCGUAUAGUCGCAGAUUGUAGAAUUUCUCUAUUGUUCAGGAUGUACACCUUCUUGUUAUUGUGACAAAAUUGUCAAAUCACAGACAAUUCCUUUAGAUACUGACUUUCUGUGUCUGUGAAUAUAGCAUAAUAAUGGGAUGGGAUUUGAAUGGAAUAUGCAUUCAGGGUUGUUCAGUUAGGAAAUGAAGAAUAUUAUUUUGUACUAAUAUAAUUUUGUACUAUAUUUAUGACAAAAUAAUAUAAAUUGGUUGUGUUAUUUAUUAUU